This is a messenger RNA of Castor canadensis (American beaver), 1443 nucleotides long. It is a transcript of the gene Wdfy1, whose product is annotated as WD repeat and FYVE domain containing 1. Gene Ontology annotation, cellular component: early endosome. Gene Ontology annotation, biological process: positive regulation of toll-like receptor 4 signaling pathway; positive regulation of toll-like receptor 3 signaling pathway. NCBI's taxonomy places the organism in Eukaryota, Metazoa, Chordata, Mammalia, Rodentia, Castoridae. The record is from RefSeq and is a predicted model, not a curated record. Gene Ontology annotation, molecular function: metal ion binding; protein binding.
GGGAAACCGGCGCGUCCCCGCCCGCCAGCCAGCCUGGCCGUCAGCUGAUGGGCCGCGGGCAGGGGAGGCCGCGGCCGCGCGAACAUGGCGGCGGAGAUCCACUCCAGGCCGCAGAGCAGCCGUCCGGUGCUGCUAAGCAAGAUCGAGGGCCACCAGGAUGCGGUCACCGCCGCGCUGCUCAUCCCCAAGGAGGACGGCGUGAUCACCGCCAGCGAGGACAGAACCAUCCGAGUAUGGCUGAAAAGAGACAGUGGCCAGUACUGGCCCAGCAUAUACCACACAAUGGCUUCUCCUUGCUCUACCAUGGCUUACCAUCAUGAUAGCAGACGGAUCUUUGUGGGCCAGGACAACGGAGCUGUAAUGGAAUUUCACGUUUCUGAAGAUUUUAAUAAAAUGAACUUUAUCAAGACCUACCCAGCUCAUCAGAACCGGGUGUCUGCCAUCAUCUUCAGCUUGGCUGCCGAGUGGGUGAUCAGCACCGGUCAUGACAAGUGUGUGAGCUGGAUGUGCACACGGAGUGGGAGCAUGCUGGGGCGGCACUUCUUCACUUCCUGGGCUUCGUGUUUACAAUAUGAUUUUGAUACUCAGUAUGCUUUCGUUGGAGAUUUUUCUGGACAGAUAACCCUGCUGAAGCUUGAGCAGAACACGUGCUCGGUUAUCACGACCCUCAAAGGCCAUGAAGGGAGCAUCGCCUGCCUCUGGUGGGACCCGAUUCAGCGGUUACUCUUCUCAGGAGCUUCUGACAACAGCAUCAUCAUGUGGGAUAUCGGGGGCAGGAAAGGCCGCACACUCUUGCUGCAAGGCCAUCAUGACAGGGUGCAGUCGCUGUGUUAUCUUCAACUCACGAGGCAGCUUGUCUCCUGUUCAUCGGAUGGUGGAAUUGCAGUGUGGAACAUGGAUGUUAGCAGAGAGGAGGCUCCUCAGUGGCUAGAAAGUGACUCCUGUCAGAAGUGCGAGCAGCCCUUCUUCUGGAACAUAAAGCAGAUGUGGGACACAAAGACCCUGGGGCUGAGGCAGCAUCACUGUAGGAAAUGCGGGCAGGCCGUCUGUGGGAAGUGCAGCAGCAAACGCUCCAGUUACCCUGUCAUGGGCUUCGAGUUCCAGGUUCGAGUUUGUGAUUCCUGUUACGACUCCAUCAAAGAGGAAGAUCGGACUUCUCUAGCAACCUUUCAUGAAGGAAAACAUAACAUUUCCCACAUGUCCAUGGACACUGCUCGGGGACUGAUGGUGACCUGUGGGACUGACCGGGUCGUGAAGAUAUGGGACAUGACGCCCGUGGUGGGCUGCAGUCUGGCAACUGGGUUUUCUCCCCACUGAUCCAGGAGCUGUGAUGUCUACACCUUGUGAACAACAGCCUCCACCAAAUGAAAUCCUUCCCGUGUAUCUCGACAGCCACUGUCGUGUGAAUGGACAGUAGCCACCUAAAAACAAAUCAACAUUUUU